Molecule: messenger RNA, 1363 nt
Organism: Tripterygium wilfordii
Lineage: Eukaryota; Viridiplantae; Streptophyta; Magnoliopsida; Celastrales; Celastraceae
Product: sufE-like protein 1, chloroplastic/mitochondrial
Exons: 1
Coding region: 86-1162 (358 amino acids)
Source: RefSeq, a predicted model, not a curated record
AUCUCCAGAGGCAGAGAGUACUCUGUUCAAGUCAGGGCUUUGGAGUUUGAACAAUCAGGACAGGUAAUCAGUAACCACCGCCGCCAUGUCUUCCACAAUCAUCUCCUCUCUACGCUUCCUCGCCACCAAAAUCCCCAUCUCUCACUACCCACCAACCACAACAAGAACCCUAACAAUACCCAUCUCUUCAACCAUUACUUUCUUCAAAAGACCAAUCUUUUUCCAAAGAAUUCCCACCAGAAAACUUCCUACGGCAUCAUCAUCACCAUCAAGCUCUGUGGAGAUUCAACCAAUCGAAGAGCUCCCUCCCAAGCUCCAGGAGAUCGUGAGGCUCUUCCAGUCAGUGAAGGACUCGAGGGCCAAGUAUGAGCAGCUCAUGUUCUACGGCAAGAACCUGAAGCCACUCGAUACCCAGUUCAAAACAGAGGAAAACAAAGUGGAGGGUUGUGUCUCUCAGGUCUGGGUUAGGGCGUACCUCGAUGCGGAGAAGAACGUUGUGUUUGAGGCUGAUUCUGAUACGGUGUUGACAAAGGGGCUUGCUGCUUUGCUUGUUCAGGGGUUAUCGGGGCGUCCUGUGGAGGAGGUUUUGAGGGUUACUCCGGAUUUCGUGGUGCUUUUGGGGCUUCAACAGAGCUUGACGCCUUCGAGGAAUAAUGGGUUCUUGAAUAUGUUGAAGCUGAUGCAGAAAAAGGCACUCGAGGCAUUUGUUCUGGCCGAGAGGGGUGCUGGGUCUGUUGAAUCGGAUUCUAUUCAAAAUCAAAUUGAGGAUUAUUCAAGUCCAAGAUUGAAACUUGAUGGCAGCGAUGGGAAUACGAGUGCUGGCUUGAGUACUGAAGAGGGCAGUGAUGAUUCGGAGAACAAAUCGGAUUUGGGUUUAUUGGGAAGUAGAGGAUUGAGAAUCAGGGAGAGAUUGGAGAGGGAGCUUGAUCCUGUUGAAUUGGAAGUGGAAGACAUCUCUUAUCAGCAUGCCGGCCAUGCUGGUGUUAAAGGUAGUGAUGGGGAGACACAUUUCAACCUGAAAGUUGUGUCUAAAGAGUUUGAAGGAAAGAGCUUGAUUAAGAGGCAUAGGUUAAUUUAUGAUAUUUUGCAAGAAGAGUUGCAGAGUGGACUACAUGCACUGUCAAUAGUAGCGAAGACUCCAGCUGAGGUUGCUCAAAAAUAAAGAGUGCCAAUGACUCAUGACUGCUAGGUUCAUUUCCCCCCUUCGUAUCCAUUUCUGCGAGAGUUUAUUUUCUUUGAAUUUAUUGUAGACAAGGGGCUUAGAGUUUCCAAUAUUUUUGACAUUGAUAUUUAUAUCUUUACAGGAAUAACUUUGAUAUUAGUGGAAUUUUGCAAUAAACUCACUGCACUUAAAUUCGGUGUU